CGGCCAGGAAGAUAACUGUUAUUAUUGGAAGUCAGUAUCAGUCGAGGUCUGGGGUAUAUAAACUUGCGAAUUCGAGUAGUCAAAGCACAUUCACGGAAGCAGUCACAGUUCAAAGCAACCAUGAAAGGAGCUCUAGUUUGCAUUUGCCUUGCCCUCUUCAUGGCGCUCUACGGCGCCGAAUACAUCUGCGAUCCCGAUAGCAACAACAAGCCCGACUGCACCAAUGCCAGCAACCUGCUCGUCCCUAUCCGAAACUUCUAUGAUCCAACCCGGUACUGGAAUUGCACAUCCGUCUCCAAUAACUCAGCUGAAGUUGUUAAAUGCGAAUCUGGGGGAUUCGACCCGACAUUGAAGAAAUGCGUCAGUUGGGAGACUUGGAAAUGGACUGAUUGCUGCCCUUAAUUUGAUUACAUGUCGUUAAUACAAUAAAAUUGAAUGGCAAAUUAAA
This is a messenger RNA of Drosophila subpulchrella, 448 nucleotides long. RefSeq lists its product as uncharacterized. Lineage: Eukaryota; Metazoa; Arthropoda; Insecta; Diptera; Drosophilidae. The coding region runs from base 121 to 402 and encodes 93 amino acids. The transcript has 2 exons. The record is from RefSeq and is a predicted model, not a curated record.